CACCUCACAACGCGAAUGGGCCGCCGGAGGACCCAGCGAGCAUGCGCAACCGUACCGAGCAUGCUCAGUAGCGCGCGCGGCGCCCCGGAGCUUCUCCACCGAGUCGCGGUCGACGCGGAGGUCUCCGCGGCUUCUGCGGGAGCGAGAGGAAGUGAAGCGGCCCGGCCCGGCGACCGCGGCGGUAGAAACAGAAGCGGAAGCGGCUCUUUGGCGACGGCGUCGUCUUCGGGGGUGGCCGAGGGGGCUAAGCGCUGCGGGGAAUCACUCGCUCGGAAGCCGAAUCCCGAGCCGGGCAGGAUGGACCAUCACCAGCCGGGGACUGGCCGCUACCAGGUGCUUCACAAUGAAGAGGAUAAUUCAGAAUCACCUGCUGUAGAGCAACCGUCAACUUCAAACCCAACACCACAGGUCGUACAGGCUGCUCCUUCAGCAUCAAUACUCGAAACUGACUCUUCUCCUCCACCUUACAGUAGUAUUACUGUGGAAGUACCUACAACUUCAGACACAGAAGUUUACAGUGAGUUUUAUCCUGUGCCACCUCCCUACAGUGUUGCUACCUCUCUUCCUACAUAUGAUGAAGCUGAGAAGGCCAAAGCUGCUGCAAUGGCAGCUGCAGCAGCAGAAACAUCUCAAAGAAUUCAGGAGGAAGAAUGUCCACCAAGAGAUGACUUCAGUGAUGCAGACCAGCUCAGAGUAGGUAAUGAUGGGAUUUUCAUGCUGGCGUUUUUCAUGGCAUUUAUUUUCAACUGGCUUGGAUUUUGUUUAUCCUUCUGUAUCACCAAUACCAUAGCUGGAAGGUAUGGUGCUAUCUGUGGAUUUGGCCUUUCAUUGAUCAAAUGGAUCCUUAUUGUCAGGUUUUCUGAUUAUUUUACUGGAUAUUUCAAUGGACAGUAUUGGCUUUGGUGGAUAUUUCUUGUACUUGGCCUGCUUCUUUUCUUCAGAGGAUUCGUUAAUUAUCUAAAAGUCAGAAACAUGUCUGAAAGUAUGGCAGCUGCUCAUAGAGCAAGAUAUUUCUUCUUAUUAUAGAGACUGCAUCCACCAGACAUUCCUUUCUUAUACCAAUGUGAAAUUUCCAGAUCAUCUGUAAACCUACAACUUUAAUAGGAUAGAAGACUACUAAAAACAGAAGACAAAUCAGUGAAGAAAAGACAGAGCUUCACAAUUGAAUGGCAGGGUGGUUUAUGCUUAAAAACCAUUUCUGUUCAUUCUCUUAAAUAUUUAUAUUUCAUUUGUUUUGCACAUUUGCAUAUGUGCCCAUUUAAAAGAUUUGCAUAUACUUGAAAGAAAUCAUAAAGUUGUAGCAGUCAAGUCCAAUCACAUUUGGUUAAUCAGUGUUUGAAAUAAUUGAAAGAGUUGAGUGAUAAACAGUCUUCCAGCAUGAAAUGCCAUUGACUUCUGGCCUGACAUUUAGUAUAAUAAAAAUAACCAUGUCAAAUGCUUUAGUUUCUGGCUCUUAGAUUCAUCUAGUAACUCCACACAUGAAACAUCCUUUGUUAUAUAUAAAGUGUUUUGAAACCCGCAGUGCUGAUUGUUAGAAAGGCUUUGUCAGAUUUUUGAACAUGGUAUUUAUAUCAUUGUUUAGCAAAACUCUUUCUGUAAAUAACCAUGCAUAAAUUACCUUCUGCAUUGUUUUCUUGAAAUUGUGUCUAGAUAUUUUUUCAUUAAUUUUAAAUUAAGUGAACUUAAUAUAUAGAGAAAAUUUGGGUGUUAAAGAUAGAUUGUUUUAGCUCAAAUUUUAAGAAAAUGUGGGUGUUCAACAUGUCCUUUAUAAGAAAAAAAAUUUUUUUAAGAGACUUGCCAGUCUUAGGGGUUCUGAAAUGAGAAGCUUGGUUUUUAGCAUUGCCCAUCUUAGAGAUUCUUGCAGGAAGAGAUUGUAUUAGAUAUUAUAUUUAUUUCAUUUAAGACAUUUUUGAAAAUUUUCUGGUAAGAUAUUCUAAUUUGCAUUUACCUUUUAAAAAGCCAAUAACAGUAUCUUUCAACGUCAUUGUAAUAAUUUUUUCUUUAGAUGUUUAGUUUCUGAAACUUAGCAAAUAAAAACUUGUACUAUUAA
Molecule: messenger RNA, 2050 nt
Organism: Diceros bicornis minor
Lineage: Eukaryota; Metazoa; Chordata; Mammalia; Perissodactyla; Rhinocerotidae
Gene: NDFIP2
Product: Nedd4 family interacting protein 2
Exons: 8
Coding region: 16-1026 (336 amino acids)
Biological process (GO): vacuolar transport; metal ion transport; ubiquitin-dependent protein catabolic process
Cellular component (GO): perinuclear region of cytoplasm; endoplasmic reticulum; Golgi apparatus
Molecular function (GO): WW domain binding
Source: RefSeq, a predicted model, not a curated record